ACCCCAUGUGAAGAAAUUUAUUAUGUUCUGAGCUGUUGGUACGAUCGGUCGAUAAAUGGUGGUGCUCUGUUGUUUUGUGUAGUUUAAAGCUCUACAUAAGUUUGUCAGUAGUUGUGAGCAGAUGGUGCUAGUUAGUUCUGCAGAUGAGAGUAAACUUUUCGUGUAAUUGAAUGUGAUCCUUGUGCCUAAAAUAUCUUGUUUAAAACGAGUAGUUGUUGUCAAAGCGUACUUUUGUGUGAGCAUAAAAAUAGCAUGGAUUUGUUGAAUGCCGAAAUGUUCGGCGACAUUAACACUGGAUCGUGCCAAAAUGUGGAAGACUGCCAGACGCUGUUCCGGAUGAAUACAAACGAUCUGCUACCUCCACCUCAAGGUGGUAACAUAGACGAAAUGUUACUGAAUGAUUUCUUCCGGAACAAUGGUAUUGUUGAUAUGCAGUGCAUCAAAUUUGAAACAGAACCGAAAGCAACACUGUCGACGAUUUAUGGAGAAGAACCACCCAAUCACUACAAGAAAACGCCAAUUCUAGAUGAAUUUAAUCAUCCGUUGCAAAACUUUACCGUUUGCAUAAGCGGAAAACCGUGCAGUGCCUCGUCCUGGUGCUAUUCAGCGGCACUGGAAAAGCUGUUCGUCAAGAAGAAAACUCCUGUUACAUUCGACGUUUCGUUCUCUCAGCCAACCGAAGGCACUUUGAAGCUACGCAUCAUGUUGGUGUACUCUAAUUCACAGUAUGCUUACAAUACAAUCACCAGAUGCCAGGACGACAUAUCAAAAGAUGGCGCUAAAGAUUAUAAGUUCAAAGAGCACGUUGUGCGGUGCUUGAAUCCAGAGGCUCUCUAUACUGGUCGGGAGGAAGGAGUUAACUUCGAGGAUCGGCUAGCCGUAUUCGUCGAUCUGAACAAAGGCGGAUCGCAGAAUCAGCAGGAGCAACAGACUGUACCAGUUUCGCUGGAAUUUUUGUGCCAAAAUUCUUGUCCAACAAUGGAGAGGCGUGCAACGACGCUUCUUUUCACGGUGGAAAAUGAACACGGCACUCUGCUGGGCAGAAAGUCGAUCAGUGUCAAGAUCUGCAGCUGUCCUAAGCGUGAUAUGGAGAAGGACGAAAAGAAAACAUUGGGACGGGAAGGCAACAAAAAUAAACGUAGGCAUGCAAAUGAAACGGUGGUUUCGAGCAGCGAUCAACCACCACGCAAGAUAAGCCGUCAAUCGAGUGUAGAUGUUAAACCUACUUUAAAUACCACCACCAUCUCAACUAAUUCUCGUGCAUCGUCCGCAUCACUGGCGAUGCCUACCUCCUCUAUGAUGGGGCAGGUUAAGCGGGAACCAUCAUUUACAACGCUGGGGCGCUCGUUGAGCACUCUUUCCAACAGUAGCACGGUCGACAAUGAUAGUUCGGCUGUCGUGCUAACUCUGCGGCUGCCAGAUUUUGCCUGCGCGGCAGAUGUAGCGAUGUACGCAUUCAAGCAUUUGAGUUCCAUCCUGGUCAGCUGCAAGGACGAGCAGGAGAAAACUCGAUACGCACAAUACCUCUCCCACUGUCGACGCGUAAGGAAAAAUUUCGAGCGAUCCGCGGAAAAGCAAAAUCAACCUAAUCUGGAUUAUGAUUCUUCUUAAGCAACCUGCUGGAUUCAUCGCGCCAUGCAAAGCCAGGCAGUGCAAUGCAAGAUUGUAGUUAGGUUAGAACGUAGGGUUUCUAUGUGUUAUAAAAAAGUUCUAAUAUUUUAGGAUAGUUUGUGUAAAAGUGCAACUUUUUUUCUGUUUAACGAUUUACAAUAUGCAUCAGCAGUGUGUAUCAUCGUACUUAUGUUGAGUAUCGCUAAGCAUCAGAUGCAGUUCAUGUUAGUAUAUGAGUGUCUUUUUGUUAAACCAGCGAUGAAACAUGCACCUGUAACAGUACAUUCAUGUAAUGACGUAAAAUUAUGGAUUACCAUUCGGUAAAUCUAUGUUCAUUUUUAUUGUUUCCCAUUUCUUAAGUUUACCUAAGAAAAAAGAAAGAGAUUCGUCAUAUAAUCAUUGUUGACAAUGCAAAAAAUGUCGUGGAGAUAACGAUCAAACAAUUAAUGCAUUUGUUUUAAUACAAAGGGCAUGAUUCAAUAUACAUUUAAUUUUAUAUAAUUAC
Anopheles funestus (African malaria mosquito) is the source of this 2116-nucleotide messenger RNA. RefSeq names its product cellular tumor antigen p53-like. Lineage: Eukaryota; Metazoa; Arthropoda; Insecta; Diptera; Culicidae. The transcript has 7 exons. Gene Ontology annotation, cellular component: nucleus. Gene Ontology annotation, biological process: apoptotic process; regulation of transcription by RNA polymerase II. The coding region runs from base 253 to 1611 and encodes 452 amino acids. Gene Ontology annotation, molecular function: DNA-binding transcription factor activity, RNA polymerase II-specific; RNA polymerase II cis-regulatory region sequence-specific DNA binding. The record is from RefSeq and is a predicted model, not a curated record.